AUGACGUCCCCCUCUUCCGUUCGCUGCGCUGAAGGGUCGCUGCUACGUGAUUCGAGCAAUUUUUAUGCCUGGUCGCAACACAUCCUCAUGAUGGCCAGAGAUUUUGAUUAUGGUGAUCUCCUGGCCGCCUACCUUAAGGACGGACGCACCACUAUCGUCUUCUACUUCGGCGUGACGGACCCCAACGCCCACGCCGUCCUGGCUUUGCUGCCCUCGUUCACUCAGCUGGUGGCUCAGAUGGAUAAACUCUGUGAUCGCAUUGUUUCUUCCUCCGUCUCUGAGGAUGCCAAGGGAUCUUUCUACAAUGAUCGCAUCAAGGACGAACCUCACCGCGGUGCCUACAAAUUAAUGCGCGCUGAGCAUGGUCUUGCCCUCACCAAGGAUAUCCCGCCGUUCUUUUCCUCUCUCUGGUUUGCCAAGGGCUCCUUGCACAAUCGCACUCAAAAGGAUCUCACAUCCUUCAUUCAACAAUUGCGUCAGGUUUUAUAUUAUUUUUAUUGA
This is a messenger RNA of Myxozyma melibiosi, 501 nucleotides long. RefSeq lists its product as uncharacterized. Bases 1 to 501 code for a protein of 166 amino acids. The record is from RefSeq and is a predicted model, not a curated record. The transcript has 2 exons. Lineage: Eukaryota; Fungi; Ascomycota; Lipomycetes; Lipomycetales; Lipomycetaceae.